Molecule: messenger RNA, 5839 nt
Organism: Phacochoerus africanus (Common warthog)
Lineage: Eukaryota; Metazoa; Chordata; Mammalia; Artiodactyla; Suidae
Gene: LPIN2
Product: lipin 2
Exons: 20
Coding region: 245-2920 (891 amino acids)
Biological process (GO): fatty acid catabolic process; cellular response to insulin stimulus; positive regulation of transcription by RNA polymerase II
Cellular component (GO): endoplasmic reticulum membrane; cytosol; nucleus
Molecular function (GO): phosphatidate phosphatase activity; transcription coactivator activity
Source: RefSeq, a predicted model, not a curated record
CGCCGCCGCGUCCCAUUCAUGAGGGCCGCCCGGCUCGGCUGCGGCCCAGGCGGCUCCCGAGGCAGCGGCGGCGGCGGGUGCCUGGGCCUCCAACGCGCCCCCGGCCGGCCCCGCCCCCUCGGCCACUCGCGAGCUCGUCCACCCGGGCCGGUCCUCGUCGUUGCCUUCGUCCGGCUGUCGCCUGCCCUCGGUUGCCCGCGGGCGCCGGCGCGGGCCGGGAGCCGAGCCGCCGCAGUCUCAAACCAUGAAUUAUGUGGGACAGCUGGCCGGGCAAGUGAUUGUCACUGUGAAGGAGCUCUACAAGGGCAUUAACCAGGCCACCCUGUCUGGGUGCAUCGAUGUCAUUGUGGUGCGGCAGCAGGACGGCACCUACCAGUGCUCGCCUUUCCACGUUCGCUUCGGGAAGCUGGGGGUCCUGAGGUCCAAGGAGAAGGUGAUCGACAUAGAAAUCAAUGGCGAUGCGGUGGAUCUUCACAUGAAGCUGGGGGACAACGGGGAAGCUUUCUUUGUGGAGGAGACUGAAGAGGAGUAUGAGAAACUUCCUGCUUACCUUGCCACCUCACCCAUUCCUACUGAAGAUCAGUUCUUUACGGAUAUUGACAGCCCUCGGGGGAAACCAGGGGGGAAUGAAAGGCCACCUCAGAGCUCUGACAUCUCCCCCGUCCUAGAAACGGAGACAGUUUUUGCCCCCAGUUCUGUGAAGAAGAAGAAACGGAGGAGGAAGAAGUGCAAACAGGACAGUAAGAAGGAAGAGCAGACCGCUUCCCCCGCUGCUGAAGAUGCCGUGGGCGUGGACCUGAGCUCAGACGAGGACAAGGGGCUGCAGGCAAUAAGAGGAUCUUCAAAUGCUUCCUUAAAGGAAGAAGAAUAUAAGGAGCCUCUGCUCUUCCACUCAGGAGAUCACUACCCUCUAUCUGAUGGAGACUGGUCCUCUUUAGACAACCCCUACUCCCCAGCAGCAUGUCCGAAGAGUGACUCCGAGCUGGAGUUGAAACCGGCCGGGAGCCUGCUCAGAUCCGAGUCCCACAUGGAGUGGACGUGGGGCGGGUUCCCAGAGUCCACCAAGGUCAGCAAAAGAGAGCGAUCUGACCACCAUCCUAGGACAGCUACAAUUACUCCAUCAGAAAAUACCCAUUUCCGGGUAAUUCCCAGUGAGGAUAGCCUACUGGGUGAGGUGGCAAAGGAUGCGUCCGUGGGGGAGACCGUCUGCACGAUUGUGAAGCCCAGGCCCCGGGCCCCAGGGAAGCAAAGGAGCGGAGCAGCCUCUGCAGCUGAGCUUCUGGAGCCUCCGGUCCCUGCUCCCUGGGACACCCACCACCCCCUGCCCCCGUCGUUCGCUGAGGUUCCUUCAGAGUCCAAACCGGCUGCUAAAAUUGACUCUCCCUCAAAGAAGAGAGGUGUCCACAAGAGAAGCCAGCACCAGGGACCCGAUGAUAUUUACCUGGAUGACCUCAAGGCACUAGAACCUGAAGUUGCAGCUCUCUAUUUCCCCAAAAGUGAGUCGGAGCCUGGCUCCCGGCAGUGGCCCGAGUCUGACACCUUCUCCGGCUCCCAGUCCCCACAGUCGGUGGGCAGUGCGGCUGCUGAUAGCGGCACCGAGUGCCUGUCGGAUUCCGCCAUGGACCUGCCCGACGUCACCCUCUCGCUCUGUGGGGGCCUCAGCGAGAAUGGGGAGAUUUCUAAAGAAAAAUUCAUGGAGCAUAUCAUCACUUACCAUGAAUUUGCAGAAAACCCUGGACUUAUAGACAAUCCCAAUCUUGUCAUACGGAUAUAUAACCGUUACUAUAACUGGGCGUUGGCUGCUCCCAUGAUCCUCAGCUUGCAGGUCUUCCAGAAGAGCUUACCUAAGGCCACAGUGGAGUCCUGGGUCAAAGAUAAGAUGCCAAAGAAAUCUGGUCGCUGGUGGUUUUGGCGUAAGAGAGAGAGCAUUACCAAACAGCUGCCAGAAGCCAAGGAAGGGAAAUCUGAGGUGCCGCCACCCAGCAACCUGCCAUCGAGCGUGAAGGAGCCGGCCAGCGGCAGGCCGGCCGAGGACGACUCGUCCAGUGAUGAGGGGUCACAGGAGCUCGAAGAGUCCAUCAAGGUGGACCCUGUCGCCGAGGAGCCCCCGAGCCACAGUAGCACGACCUCCUACAAGAAGUCUCUCCGUCUCUCCUCAGACCAGAUCGCAAAACUGAAGCUCCAGGACGGCCCAAAUGAUGUUGUGUUUAGCAUUACAACCCAGUAUCAAGGCACCUGCCGCUGCGCAGGGACCAUUUACCUAUGGAACUGGAACGACAAAGUCAUCAUUUCCGACAUCGAUGGAACAAUAACCAAGUCUGAUGCCUUGGGACAGAUUCUCCCACAGCUGGGUAAAGACUGGACUCAUCAGGGUAUAGCCAAGCUCUACCACUCCAUCAAUGAGAAUGGCUACAAGUUCCUGUACUGCUCCGCCCGUGCCAUCGGCAUGGCUGACAUGACCCGUGGCUACCUGCACUGGGUCAACGACAAGGGCACGAUCCUGCCCCGGGGCCCCCUGAUGCUGUCCCCCAGCAGCCUGUUCUCGGCCUUCCACAGGGAAGUAAUAGAAAAGAAACCAGAGAAGUUCAAAAUCGAGUGUCUAAAUGACAUCAAGAAUCUGUUUGCCCCAUCCAAGCAGCCCUUCUAUGCUGCCUUUGGAAACCGUCCAAAUGAUGUCUAUGCCUACAUGCAAGUUGGAGUUCCGGACUGCAGAAUAUUCACCGUGAACCCCAAGGGCGAACUGAUACAAGAGAGGACCAAAGGAAACAAGUCAUCGUAUCACAGACUGAGCGAGCUCGUGGAACACGUGUUCCCACUUCUCAGUAAGGAACAGAAUUCUGCCUUCCUGUGCCCGGAGUUCAGCUCCUUCUGCUACUGGCGAGACCCAAUCCCCGAGGUGGACCUGGACGACUUGGCCUGAGGUGGCACCUCCAGCGGGGGGACCCGCCAUCGCUCACCUCGCAGCAGGGGAAGGUGACCGGCUCUUCUGCUGGACAGAGGACACGGGGCUACCCUCCCAGCCACAGGUGUGGGAUGAGACGUGCUGACAUCCAGGUGCCAGCAGGGACGGGGAGGGCCGCUGAAGCCGGAACCGCCCUCCCCGUCACCCUCUCGGGCUCAGUGGCACCACCAGCACCCAGGCAGGGGGAGCGACGCCUGGGCUCUGUUGCUGGCUGGUCCUCUCACACACACUGUGACCAGUUGAGGUGUGUGCUGGGUGCUCCUUUAAUUGCAUAAUUUAAAUGAAAGAGGAAAGACACUAAGAGUGGACCAAAACAUUGCACAAAGUAAAGUGGUAUAAUCUCUGCUGGGCAGUUGAGAGUGUUUCUCUCGGAAACGUGGGCUUUCUCCAUGGGCCCAGCGUCCAGUGAGUGAUGGAGCUCCAAACCGCCCAUGCCAGCUCUUAUGUGUGUGCUUCCCUCCCUGCCCCACAGGGACAAGAUGGCUGCUCAGGCUCCCAGGUGAUACACGUGGGCUUCUGGGGAGGAAAAGGCCCUUAGGCCAAGGCUGCCUACUGUGAUUCCUUCUCUCGGGAGACCUGCAGUGUUGUGUCUUGGACCAACCCAAAGGGGCAGGUCUGGCAGGAUGUAUAUGGCGCCGUAGGAGCAGCGCCACCAACAGGAGCUGUGGUUAAACAAGGAAUGGCUCCGUUUUCAGGGAGGCCUUGGAAAUGCACAUGUGCACUUGUGACAGGUCCUGGGAAAUGACCUUUUUCUCUCUCGCUCUGCCUGCAGUGACCUGGUUGUAAUGAGCUGGUGUUGGAGCUGCACAGGCUGCACCAGGGAGAGUUUCUGUCCAUAAGCCCCUCCGGAGCUGUGGGCAUGAGCUGCAGAGAAGAGGCUGGGCAUGGACAGUGCCCUCAGUGUUCAGAUCCAGGGGACUCAGAGAGGAGGCUCUCGGGACCAAAGAUGAUCACACACAGCCCUGCGCUGGGUGAGAAAGCAGUGAGCUGGCUUCCCGAGCGGAGAGGGGGAUGCGGUGGAGACCCUGCAGAGCAGUGUAGCAUGGUCCCAGGCAGUUUCUGUCCCUGCCUCUGCUUUUCCUGUGCCGUGUUGGGGGCACCCCUCAUUCUGAGUAGCUCCACCAAAAUAAUCCUGAUCUAGGGAUGGAGUGCUGGGGAUGGUUAUUUUCCAGAUUGGAGAGUUGAAAGUCUUUGACUCAGUUCGGCUGUUGUUCCUGGUGCUGUUGGAUGCAGAGACAGUGGCAAAGUCCCCUGAACAGAGUUGCCAGAGGCAGAGCCUGGAGGCAGUGCGUCCAGAGGAGCAGCACAGCUUCCUCUGGUGCAGACCUUCCCACCUUAAGUACAAGGACUCACCUUUUACAGCAUUUAUUUGUGUAUAGUAGGGCAGGGAAACCAGGUUAUGUUUAUACGAAGUUCUGCCUAGUUAGUGAAAUACGUUCCUAGGGCAGUGGCCCUGUGGUUACUUCAUCUCAUGGAAGCAGUCAGCGUGUCCCCCGCCAUGUCUGGUUUAAAAUUAGGCGCUUACCUUGAGCUUCAUAGGGCUUCUUUGCGAAUUUGCGGUGUGGAAAUCUUCACACACAUGGAACCCUUUGUAGGUUGUCCUUUAAGGAGCUUCUGACGGUUUCUUUGGCCUGAUGAGCUCUCUUUCUGGCCUCAGGGGCGUCUUGAGGGUUGGACCUGGGAAGCCAGGUCUCUGGCCCCCUGCCGCCCUCUGCCCGGUGUUGGUCAGCACUCAGCUUUGUCAUUUUGUCACUGCAGAUUGAUCCAGUGGGUACAUAUGCUAAUUAACAUGAGUCUUUUUCCUUAUUUAAAGGAGUCCCUCUUGCUGAAAGUAGCUGAUUACUAUUACUAUAGUGUAUAAAAGUAUUGUUUGUGCUGAAAAUCCAUUGCCAUUUGGUACAAAUGACAUUUGUUCUUUCUGUGAAAGAGAGAUGCCCUCGAGUGUGUUUGUACACAGACCCUCACGAUGGCGGCUGGCAGGACCUGUAUGUAGCUUCUCGCUGCUUUGGGUGACGGGCGACACCACGGGGAGGCCGAGGCGGACAGGGCCCUUCUCAGUCACUCUCCCCUUUACUGCACUGGCGAAGGGCUGCAGCCCCUCUCCGUCUCUCCAGUCCAGUCCGACUUGACCUCUGCCUUGAUGUCCACGUGCUGAAGCUUGAACAGCUGUGGUGGCAGAUCUUCGGGGCGUAGGAAGUACACGUGUGGGCGCCAGAGUGCACACACUUAGCCCCUGUGUGUGAGCACUGUGUUGGCUGUGCUUCCAAACAUUUGCUUAGUUUUCAACUGGAAAAAAACUUACUAUGUGAUGUCAUGAAAUGCAAGCUGCUGACAAUCCGGGAACCACAGCCAGCCGAGCGACUGUAAAGUACCCAUGCCCUUGGCGGCACGUGGCCCUUCCAGAGGGUCGCCCGACACAACAGGCAGGGGGGAGACGUUCCUUCUUUGCAAGUUGGUGAAAACAGACUCUCCCAGGGAAUUGUAUCGUCUUUUCGAGUAUCAUCAUAGUUAACUCUGGGAAGCCUUGUUUUCCCCUAUUUUAGAGAAUGCUGGGUUUAAUGAAACUGGUUAAAAAUUAGUUUUUUGUUUAAAGUAAGUGUUCUUUCCAGGUGAGAACUUUUUUGGUUUGUUUUUAAGGUAAGAACAGGAGGGGAAACUUUGCUUUUUUAAUUUAAUCAUUACAUUCAGCCUAGAAUGACUUACUUGAUUAUUAGACAGCGAUACCACUAAAAAGUUUUAAGUUUUCAGAAAUUAAUUGUAAACAUCAGUUCAGUCCUUAGUUUAUGGCAGAGACAACUGUCUUAAGAUAAACCCUCAUUUUGGUGCAGUGUUUGAUGUUCAAAACAAAAUGUUACAACAAUAAAAACAUAAACUGAA